Lodderomyces oxycetoniae is the source of this 831-nucleotide messenger RNA. RefSeq lists its product as uncharacterized. The coding region runs from base 1 to 831 and encodes 276 amino acids. Lineage: Eukaryota; Fungi; Ascomycota; Pichiomycetes; Serinales; Debaryomycetaceae. The transcript has a single exon. The record is from RefSeq and is a predicted model, not a curated record.
AUGGGUGUAGAAAACUUUAUUACCAGACCUGAACCAAAAAAACUAAUAUUUGCUUUACUACACAAUAGGACGCCAGGUGUUGCAUGCUUUGAGGAUGAAAAGAAGGUGCUAUAUAUCAUCAACAACCCAUUGACUUUAGAACCAUUCAUUGCCAAACUUCUCGGUAAAAAAACAAACGUGAGCAUAGUGUACGAGUUUUAUACCUUGAACGAGAUAUGCGAUUUUUUCAAGUUCCUAUACCAGCAGACCCAAUUGGGCACCAUUUUGUUUCAGCAGAAUGUGACCAUUGUCGUUAAUCGGAGGUUUAUCUCAACAUACUCAAUAAAAUCAACCUUGACAAUUCAGUUGAUAAGGUACUUGAGCCUAAAACAUCACUGCCAAAUCGUAUCUACAGAUAAAGAAAUUUACUCGAAAAUGAUAUCACUUGAAAGUAUAGACAAGCUCAUUGAUCUAGAAAAUGUUAAAGUGCAGCCCAACUAUGUAGAGGCUCGCGAAACAGGCAGUGAGCCUCAUUUUGACCUUUUCAUCCCAAGUUCUUGGGAUAGUUGGAAUAGGAUAAUUGUACAUGGGAAAUCGGUGAUCAUUUCGCCAGAUAAUGAUAGAGUAGAUGGGAUAAUUCGUGAUGAAAAAGUAUUGGAAAUGUUAGAUCAAGAAUACGAAGCACAAAUAUCUGAAAAGAACUCACAAGUUUCAGCUUUGGCAAACUACUUGAGUAAAUAUGACGAAAAUCCCGAGCCAAAAGAGUCAGACAUAGCUAGGGAGAAAGUACCAAAAACAAUGAAUGAGUUUCUACAGGAGGUUUUGAACUUGGAUGAAAUCAGUGCUUCAUAA